AUGGGACCGGAGCGUGAGGUCAUCGGUGCGAAGUGUCUCGCGUGUGGCGGCAAGCUGGCUCUCCCCUCGGAUCCCCUGUCCUUGCUUUCGCAGAUCAAGAUGCUCAUGGGCCAGCUCAAGGAGGACUUCCCAGAGCGCGCGGCGGUGGACAGCUCAGUGGAGGCCAACGAGGCUCAGCAGGCAUUGGAGAAGAACGAACGCACUGUGGCAUCUCUCGACAAGCAGAUCAGUGAUGCGCAGGCUCGCUACCCCGAGCUGGCGGCCAAGGUGGCCGACCUGCCGCCGCCCCCGCAGGCGGCGGAGCUCCAAGGUCACAUGUCCGACUUUGACUCCGCGUUGGCGUCGGGCGACCUGGAGGCAAUCCGCGAGGGCUGGGCCAAGCUCAAGCCGAGCUGCGAGACUUUUGCCCAAGGGCCGCAGCCUGCCAGCGGAGCUGGCGGAGCUGCAGCUGACGAGGGGGACGCGUCCGCGAAGGGGCGCGGCGCAUGGAAGCCCCACGCCGAGCGCAAAGGCGCCGAGCCACCCGGGACUCUCAUCCCGCCCGCAGCAUCGGCGUACCUGCUCUCGCGGCCUGGCAGAGAGGGGGUCGCGUGGCCCAGAGCUGUGCCCGCGGCCGUGCCCGCCCGCGGCGGGUCGCCGCGGCCAGCGUCGCCCGCGGCGGAGCGGCGGAUGGCUGCCGCGGAGGGGCCCGCCGCGGCGACGCCCGCCGGCGGCGGAGCGCCCGCGGCUGCCGAGCCCGGCGAGGCGGAGGCCGCGCGCCCGCUGGCAGCGGCUGCCGGGCCUGCCGAGUCGGCGGCCGACGACGAGGGCGCGCGGCCCGGCAAGCGGCCCCGGGUGCUGGACGCCCGUGCGGAGUGCCAGGCCGGACGCCCGUUGGGAGGGCCCCGGACGAGCGCGGCAGCAGCUGCCCGUGCUGGCUGUGGGGCGACCCCGAGCGCGCCUUCGGCUGGUGGACAACGCUCGCCAGGAGUCGCGGUCCACAGGCCGCCGCCGCCCUCGCCCGCCGCGCCCGCCCGGCAGACGGCGCGCAAGAAGCACCAGAGGGCCGUGAAGAAGGGGCUGAAGCGCCAGGCCCAGCAGGUCCUGGAAAACGCCAUCGAGCAGCUCCCCGCGCCCACGCCCGACGCCGCGCCGCCGCCCGCGCAGCCCCCGCGCCCGCC
Prorocentrum cordatum is the source of this 1160-nucleotide messenger RNA. The record is from the annotation of a GenBank genome assembly. NCBI's taxonomy places the organism in Eukaryota, Dinophyceae, Prorocentrales, Prorocentraceae.